Mugil cephalus (flathead mullet) is the source of this 4078-nucleotide messenger RNA. RefSeq names its product copine-9-like. Gene Ontology annotation, biological process: cellular response to calcium ion. NCBI's taxonomy places the organism in Eukaryota, Metazoa, Chordata, Actinopteri, Mugiliformes, Mugilidae. Gene Ontology annotation, cellular component: plasma membrane. The record is from RefSeq and is a predicted model, not a curated record. Gene Ontology annotation, molecular function: calcium-dependent phospholipid binding.
UUCUCCUCCCUCCUCCUCGGCACCGGACAGACAGCCAGAGCGCACCAGGAGCGCAUGAGGGAUAGAUGAACUUCUUCUUGCCUCCCGAACUUUAACCGUCUCUCCCUCUCUCUCUCUCUCUCUCUUUCCUCGCUGCUUCCGAAGCGAAAUCCUCCUCCGCCCCCCAGAACCUCAACCCCAGAAGAUUCUCAUCUACAAUGGAUUUACUGCAGUCGCGAUCCCGUUGCGAAUGAUCACAUCUUUUAUAAUUUCCCUUGGCGUCGCGAGUCGACAUGAUGGCAUCAAUAGGGGAAUUUGAUCCUCUCAACACCAGAGUCCCUGCAACUAAAAUAGAAGUUACCGUGUCGUGCAGGAAUCUACUGGAUGUGGACACGUUCUCCAAGUCAGAUCCCGUGGUCGUCUUGUAUUUGCAGGCUGUGGGAACCAAAGAAUGGAGGGAGUUCGGCAGGACGGAGGUAAUCGAUAACACCCGCAAUCCAGAUUUCGUCAGGAAGUUUGUCCUGGAUUUCUUCUUUGAGGAGAAACAGAAUCUGAGGUUUGACGUGUACAAUGUGGACUCCAGAAGCUGCAACAUAUCCAAACACAAGGACUUUCUGGGCCAGACCUUCUGCACACUCGGAGAAAUCAUCGGCUCCACAGGAGGACGUCUGGAGAGGAGCCUCUCUGGGAUUCCGGGGAAGAAGUGCGGAGUGAUUAUCUUCACCGCGGAGGAGCUCAGUAACUGCAGGGAUAUCGCUACCAUGCAGUUGUGUGCCAACAAGCUGGAUAAAAAGGAUUUUUUUGGCAAGUCUGACCCCUUCCUGGUUUUCUACCGCAGUAACGAGGAUGGAACGUUCACCAUCUGCCAUAAGACGGAGGUGAUCAAGAACACGCUGAACCCGGUGUGGCAGUCCUUCACCAUCCCCGUAAGAGCGCUCUGCAACGGCGAUUAUGACAGGACUGUGAAGGUAGACGUCUUUGACUGGGAUCGAGAUGGAAGCCAUGACUUCAUUGGCGAGUUCACCACAAGCUACAGAGAGCUGUCUCGGGGGCAGAACCAGUUCAACGUCUACGAGGUUUUAAAUCCCAAAAAGAAAGGCAAAAAGAAGAAGUACAUCAAUUCUGGGACUGUAACUCUGCUGUCCUUCAAAGUGGAGUCCGAGUAUACCUUCGUGGAUUUCAUCCGAGGAGGAACCCAACUGAAUUUCACGGUGGCUAUAGAUUUCACAGCAUCCAAUGGCAACCCAUCCCAGCCCACCUCCCUCCACUAUAUGAGCCCCUACCAGAUGAAUGCAUAUGCCAUGGCCCUGAAAGCAGUAGGGGAGAUUAUCCAGGACUACGACAGCGACAAGCUCUUUCCUGCCUACGGCUUCGGGGCUAAGCUGCCCCCCGACGGCAAAAUCUCCCACGCGUUCCCACUGAGUGGUGACAACGAUAAUCCAAACUGCGUGGGCAUUGACGGAGUCCUCGAGGCCUAUUUCCAGAGCCUGAGGACAGUACAGCUGUAUGGACCCACCAACUUUGCACCUGUUAUCAACAAAGUGGCAAACUGUGCGGCAGAGAUUACAGAUGGCUCUCAGUACUUUGUCCUGUUGAUGAUCACAGAUGGAGUCAUAUCAGACAUGGUCCAGACCAAAGAAGCUGUGGUCAACGCGGCGUCGCUCCCUCUGUCCAUUAUCAUCGUAGGCGUUGGGCCUGCUGAGUUUGACGCUAUGGAGGAGCUGGAUGGAGAUGAGGUGAGAGUAUCCUCCAGAGGACGCCUCGCUGAGAGAGACAUUGUUCAGUUUGUUCCGUUCAGAGACUACAUCGACAGAUCUGGUAACCAGGUCCUCAGCAUGGCCCGGCUGGCUAAAGACGUCCUGGCCGAGAUCCCCGACCAGCUGCUGUCAUUUAUGAAGAGCCGAGGAAUUGAGCCGAGACCAGCUCUCCACCUCCCCGCUACCGGAGCUGCACCGGCACAUCUGACCCCCACACGCCGUCUCCUUCGCCUCUCUGCCCCGACUCCGUCUCCGUCUCUUUUUCUCUGUCGCCCUCUCUGCUUAUCUCCUCCUGUUUGUCACUUUAAAGGAGCGGAAGGAUCAAACCGAAACACGGCCUCCUCUCCCCUCUUAUCAGCGCCGAGGUUAAACAGGCACGUCGAAUCUACUCAGCUGGUCCCUGACUCACCUGCUGCUGUGUCUCCCUUUCCCUCUCUAAACCUGUCCUGUUAUUACUUUUCGUUUACUGUGUUAAACAUCACAGAGGCCGUGACCGCGAUCCAGGCCCCGUCUUUUCGAAUUCCCCUCACCAGACUAGAAUAGUCACAUUUGGCAAGAGUCCGAGAGGAAGACGCUGAAAUUAAUUGGAGAUAAAUGGAUUCAAAGCCCUUGAGGACUCCCUCCCUGUAUCAGGUGCUGUGUGUGUGUGUGUGUCGAGGGGGAUUUUAGGCCAAGAUUCGUCUGAGUAAUUGAUUGCCAUGACGACAGGUGUUUGUGAUUUAUAUUUUUACAUUGUCAUUUGAGAAGAAACUGCAGUGAAAUUAAUUAAAUUCAUGCAGAUAAAUGGGAGAACCCUUUGGGCUCCCUUUUCGUCGUGAGGGUAUUUGGCACUUCUGGGGUGGGGUGGGGUAGGGUGAGGUGGGGUGGGGGAUCCGGUCACAUGUUACCAGACACACACACGAACACACACACAUACACACCUGUCUGCCAUGCCACACCCACCUUCUCUUUGCCCAGCGUGGGUGCAGAUUCCCUCCCCGCUGUUAGAGAAAUGCCAGUCUCUCCGGCUGCCCUGCAGAGAGGAGGUGGAGGAGGAGGAGGGAGGGAGGGAGGAAGGAAGGGAGUGACGAAGAAAGAUAUACAGAAAAAAAAAGAAACAGAGAUGCACAAGGGCACAGAGGGGGGGGGAGCAGAAGAAGGCAUCCAGGGAUUUGUUUUACCUGAUGCCUGGAGGGAAAUGUGAGACGGCGGCAGAUGAGUUGCAGCAGAGAGGAAAGCUCCAGCUCUGUCUUUAGUUUUAGAAGUAUCUGUAUGCGUACGUCUGGGGGAAAGAAUCCUCGAUGAGGGAUAAACGCACAUUCUCCAAAAAGCAAUAUACCCGAGUCCCAGUGUUAGUGUUUGCCCUAUGCAUGUCUCUUCCCCUCCCCUGCCAUGACUUGACAUUUUGUUCCCAGGCAGACUUGGAGCUGUGUGCAAAGUGGGAAAAGCCUGCCACCUAGUGCUCAACCAUUGUAUAGCAGGGUCUCUUUCUUAUUAUUACUGUUAUCAUCAUUAUUAUUAUUCUUAUUAUUAUGCAUGGCUGUUGUUACAUUCCUAUACUCGAAACAGUACACGCACGCAUGAUGCAGAUGCAACUUAUUAUCAUGACACAAUGACAGCGGUUCUGUCUGAAGCAUCCCAUCAAAUAGCAGAGAAAUCACGUAAAGAACUACAGACGUCUAUGUGAAGUUAAUGUCCCGUGUGGCGGUGGUGGCUUAGGGGGGGGGUGUUUCAUCAAGUAUACUGACUUUUUCUAAACUUGUAAAUUCAUUUGUUCUGCCUUUUAUUUUGUAUAUUUAUUUAUUUUUGCAUGUUGGGGAAUAAAUCCGUCGCAGUGUUCCAGUCUGUGUCGUCAUUGCAGCUCAAUUAGAAAAAACUGAGGAAUAUAUCUCGAAGUAAUAUGCAUUUCUUUCCCCUGUGACUGUAUAGUUUUUAUUUGCGUGUCUUGCAGAAACCUGUGACAUGACAAGUAUUUUUGAUAUUUUACCUGGCAUGAUAGCGCUAAUGUAAGGAAUCUGCAAGACACCAGUGGACUUUGUCUGUUUGUGUGUCCAUGUGAAUGUUUAAAAAAAAUGAAGGCAGUUACAGGUUCAUUGUGUAUAUACAGUGCUACAGUACAUGGAGUUUGUUUCCCACUCAGUGCUUGCAGUAGAGCUACAAAAGGCUUUCCCACCCGUGUCUCUAAUAACAUCUAUACUGUGUGUUGUCGUUUUUAUGACCGUCCAAAGGACGUAGAGAAUGUAGAAGUUUAACCGUUUUAUCUUGCUGUGUUUUGAUAUGAAGUUCGACUAUGUUCGUGUUUACUCCUGAAGUGGAUGAGCUGCAGUGCAAUGUUACGAACAUAAAAAGCGAUGCAGUCUGAA